Molecule: messenger RNA, 976 nt
Organism: Nicotiana tabacum (common tobacco)
Lineage: Eukaryota; Viridiplantae; Streptophyta; Magnoliopsida; Solanales; Solanaceae
Source: RefSeq, a predicted model, not a curated record
AUAUGUCAAGUUGUUAUAAAUUAAACUAUCACUUAAAAAGUUCAUAUAAUAGUGAGGUACUAGCUAGUCAUUUUAACACAAGCUUAGAGAAAAUAUGGUGACGGCGAAAAUGAGCAGAGGGUUGGUGGUGCUCACCUUUACGGUGGCCGUAAUCGUACUUUGCAGUCACCGGCCGGUGAUGGCAGAAGAGCAGCAAGUGGAAUUAGCAGAUGUCAACAAGGGCGCCAAUAGCACCACAUCGCCAUGGACAUUAUUUGUACCUAGCGCAACUGAUAAUUGCUUGAAAAUCUACAAUUGCGCGAGGUACGCAACUACCAGCUGCAUAACCGAAUGCUGCGCGUUAUUCCCCUUCAGUACUAUGCCUAUAAGAAAUUGCAUUUGCUGGCGUUUGGCCGACCAUGUGAAUAAAGAAGUUUUUACUGCUCUUCAAAAGUAUUGUGGCUUCAAGAAUCCUUGUCCACAUAAGCAAGAAAUCAAGCAGCUGCCAGAGGUGGUUGGAACUAGCAAGGCCAUGGACAACAAAAGUAGUUGCAACCAACAACUGCAAGAACAGCCAACUUGUUGUGCAAAGGAUAAAGAAAAGAUAAAUAAUUGCAUGUUAAACACAGCUUCCAUAGACCAAUGUUGCCCAACAUUCAGUAUUAUGCUUGGCCGUAACUGCGACUGCUAUAAUUACGCCAAGAAUUUAGACAAUCAAGCUCUCAUCACACUUGAGAGUUACUGUGAUGUCACCAAUCCAUGCAAGAGUGCUCAAGUGAUGUAGGAUUCUGAUAUGGGGAUGGAAGUAAUCUUACAAAAAUGUUUAGUUCUAUUCUAUGAUGAACAAUUGGUCCUCUCUGUAGCAUAGCUUCGUCAUGUUUUGUUUAGUGCCCCUAUAUAUGAUGUUGAACAUAGUUAUUUCGCUAUAAGCGAAAAUGUGUUUUUCUGUUUGGCACUUGAGCAAUGAUGAGUUAACAUAUGAUCGUUUUCGGCCCAA